AUGCUGGGCCCGCUGAGCGUGGCUGGGCGCGGCACCUUCGUGGAGGAGCCGCAGAGCAGCUCGGACCGCCUGCCCGUGCCGACCUUGGGGCCAAGGCCCAAGAGGCGCCGCCUGGCGACCGCCGCAGUGGCCGAGGGGCUGGCGCGCAGGCCGAGCGGCCUGGUGGACAGGGCGGCCCCGGCCAAGAGGCCAGCGGCGCUGGCGCGCAGGCCGAGCGGCCUGGUGGGCAGGGCGGCCCCGGCCAAGAGGCCAGCGGCACGCCGCAAGCCCGCCGCCAGUGCCGCCCCCCGCGCGGCGCGGGUGCGGCCAGCGGCGCGCGCCCCGGUGCCGCCGCCCCAGCUGCACGCCCGGCUGGCCAAGGCCCUGGAGCCCAGCCGGAGCAGCCCCGCCUCGGCCAUGGCGCUCUCCAGGGCGUACUCCGAUGCGUUUCAGGUGUUCCUCGCCGAGGAGGGGGGGGUGCCGUCGACCAUCGAGGACAUGGAGGUUCGGGUGCUGCAGUUCCUCGACCUCAUGCUGGAGGCGGAGUGUACCCGAGCCGACGCGACCAUCCUGGUCGCGGCGGUCAAGGACGCCUACCCGUGGGACUGUGCGCUCCAGGUGGCAUCGACCUUCUUCACCUACAUCCGCCCAGGAGCCCUUCGGAAGCUACAAGUACGGCAGCUGCUGGCCCCCUCGAGGGCCUCGGGACAGUUGCAGUGCUGGGGCCUGAUCCUCGCCCCGACCCAGAUGGACGCGGGCGCGCCAGGCGAUCCGAGGGGCUCCCAUCGAGAGCUCACCAAGACAGGCACCUCGGACGAGACCGUGAUCAUAGACCACCCAGUCUGGCUCGGCGAGUGCCUGGCAGCCCAUGUUCGCGGGAGGGCGCCGACCGACCUGAUCUUCCCCACCCCCGGCGCGUUCGUGGCGGCCCAGUUCGGAGUCGCGGCCAGGAAGUGCGGCCUCCCCCGGGUCUGCCUCUACCAGCUGCGACACGGGGGGGCGUCGGGCGACAUCCUGUCAG
Prorocentrum cordatum is the source of this 1000-nucleotide messenger RNA. NCBI's taxonomy places the organism in Eukaryota, Dinophyceae, Prorocentrales, Prorocentraceae. The record is from the annotation of a GenBank genome assembly.